CCCCGCGUCUGGUACUCGCCCGCAGCCAGCCGAGGGGAGGCUGCAGACACCGCGGCUGGCGAUGAGGAUGGAGGCCGGGGAGGCAGCGCCACCGGCGGGGGCGGGCAGCCGCGCCGGGGGCGGCUGGGGCAAGUGGGUACGGCUGAACGUGGGGGGCACAGUGUUCCUGACCACCCGCCAGACGCUGUGCCGGGAGCAGAAGUCCUUCCUCAGCCGCCUGUGCCAAGGCGAAGAGCUGCAGUCGGACCGGGAUGAGACGGGGGCUUACCUCAUUGACCGAGACCCCACCUACUUCGGGCCCAUACUGAACUUCCUCAGGCAUGGCAAACUGGUGCUGGACAAGGACAUGGCUGAGGAGGGGGUCCUGGAGGAAGCUGAGUUCUACAACAUCGGCCCCCUGAUCCGAAUCAUCAAGGACAGGAUGGAGGAGAAAGACUACACAGUGACCCAGGUGCCACCCAAGCACGUGUACCGUGUGCUGCAGUGCCAGGAGGAGGAGCUCACACAGAUGGUUUCCACCAUGUCUGAUGGCUGGCGCUUCGAGCAGCUGGUGAACAUCGGUUCCUCCUACAACUAUGGCAGCGAGGACCAGGCCGAGUUCCUGUGUGUGGUGUCUAAGGAACUCCAUAGCUCCCCACACGGCCUAAGUUCCGAAUCUAGCCGUAAGACCAAGAGCACGGACGAGCAGCUGGAGGAGCAGCGGCGGCAGGAGGUGGAGGAGGUGGAGGUGGCCCAGGUGCAGGUGGAGGCGGAUGCCCAGGAGAAAGCCCUGUCAUCUCAGGAUCCCGCUAACCUUUUCUCCCUCCCACCACCGCCUCCUCCUCCUCCGCUUCCUGCUGGAGGUCCCUGUCCGCACACUCCCAGACCCAAGCCUGAGCUUGCUGUGAGAGCUCCUCGGCCCCGCGCCCGCCCCCAGAGCUGCCGCCCCUGCUAUUACAAGCCAGAGGCACCCGGAUGUGAGCCCCCAGAUCACCUCCAGGGACUUGGGGUUCCGAUCUGAAAUCCUUUAUUUUUGUACCACGGGGUGGGCCCCCGGCCCGAGGAGGAAGACUUGCCCUCUCCCUUGUCACUGCUGCCUGCAUCUGCCGGGCUGGGACCCAAUCCUGCCUUCCGGCCCAGGCCUGGGGCCCUCUGGGACCUUGGAAGGCUUGAGGUGGGCCCUGGGGUCUCCAGGCAGAGUCACCUGCCCAUGGCCAAAGUGUGGCACUGCCCACCCAUAUCUCCCAGGUCCUUUUGUCCCCUCGCCUGGGUCCCCUUGCUGCAUGGCAGAUACACUCUCUCCCAGCCCAGUCAUAGCACCUCCUGCAGCCUCCAUGGCACCCCUCCUCCUCCCACCUACCUCACAGGGGUGUUGUGAGGACCGGGGAGGAAUGGGGUUCCUAAGCCCUAAGUGUCUGGGGCUGCAGUCGUUACCUUCUUGGGGGGAGGGACUCUGGCCUAGCCCCCAAGUGGGACAUUAUGGCUUCAGAUACUGGUGGGGGACAGUGGGAGGACUUAGCCAAGCAGAAAGGAAGCUACAGACUUGGCAUCACCUUGGCUGCCCCUCCCCCGUGCCACCAUGCCUUUGGCAGCAGAGUGCAUUGGGUCUUUGAGGCUGCCCAGGAACUUGUGGUGGGGGAGGGGACAGGUGUGAAAGGGGCUGAGCUGCCCCUCUGUGUCUUGCCCCCCUAGGAUGGGCACACAUCUGUCAGCUGUGUCCCACUCACCCUGAAAUAAACCUGAACAAACAG
Molecule: messenger RNA, 1730 nt
Organism: Microtus ochrogaster (prairie vole)
Lineage: Eukaryota; Metazoa; Chordata; Mammalia; Rodentia; Cricetidae
Gene: Kctd17
Product: potassium channel tetramerization domain containing 17
Biological process (GO): proteasome-mediated ubiquitin-dependent protein catabolic process; positive regulation of cilium assembly; protein homooligomerization
Cellular component (GO): Cul3-RING ubiquitin ligase complex; cytoplasm
Molecular function (GO): cullin family protein binding
Source: RefSeq, a predicted model, not a curated record